UUGGCCCUUUUGGCCCUGUACCGUCUGUACUGGAGCCCAAUUGCCCAUAUUCCCGGACCGAGACUGGCCGCUCUGACUGGAUGGUACGAGACUUUCUUCGAUGUCUUCCAGGGUGGUCAGUUUACCUUUCAAAUUGAGGCGUGGCAUCAGCAAUACGGACCCAUCAUUCGUAUCAACCCAUGGGAGGUUCACAUCUCAGACCCCGACUUCUACAACCAGCUGUACACGGCGACAGCCAAAUACAAGAAGCCCGAAGACUGGCGCUUCCGGUUUGGACUCGAGAACUCGACCUUCGACACGAUCGACCAUGACCACCACCAUCGACGACGGGGUCCGCUGGGCACCUUUUUUGCGCGAUCCAAGAUCCUCGAGUUCAGCGCCUACAUCCAGCAGCAGACAGACAGAAUGGUUAACCGGCUGCAGGACGAGUAUCGCGGGCAGGUAGUUUGCUUGAACGAGGCCUGGGGUGCGUUGACGAUGGAUAUCAUCACCUUCUACGCGUUCGGGCUGUCCUACAACUUUUUGGACUAUCCGGACUUCAAGGCACCCUUUACAACCGCAAUCCAACACCUGGCUCGCUCACUGCAUGUGGCAGGCCAUUUCCCCUUUCUUCUCACAGCGUUGAAGGCCCUUCCAGACUCCUUGGUGGCUAUUCUAAGUCCUACCAUGAAGCCGGUUUUUCAGUUCCAUGAGGCAUGUUCCGAAAUAGCGGUGCAAAUCCGUCACGUCACCUCAGGCCAGAACGACCGCCAUAAGACAGUCGCGCACAAGACCGUCUUCCACGAGAUCCUGCACUCAAACCUCGAUCCGAUCGAGCUGCUCCCCGACCGACUGAAACACGACGGCGCCAGCAUCGUCGGUGCCGGAGUCGAUACCACCAAGACAACCCUGUCCGUCGCCUGCUACCACAUCCUCGCCAACCCCGACAUCCACGCCCGACUGCGUGAGGAACUCGAGGCUGCGAUGCCCGUUCCUGCGGCGCCCCUGUCGCUCACGGAGCUGGAGUGCCUGCCUUACCUGACGGCCGUGACCAAGGAACAUCCUAACUUCGGUACAGCCCUCCGCCUUGCCAUCGGCAUCGCCCAGCGCCUCCGCCGGAUCAACCCCUCAGCCCCAAUCCAAUACGGCUCGUACACGAUCCCCCCAAAUACGGUCUUCGGCAUGAGCUCGUACUUGCAGCUCCGGGACGCGCGCAUAUUCCCCGAGCCUGACACAUUCCUGCCCGAUCGGUGGUUGGGUGAGCCGGUCGCUCCAAAUGGCCGGGCACUGGGCCAGUAUCUGGUGCCGUUCGGGCGUGGCCCGCGCAUGUGUCUGGGGAUGAAUAUGGCGCAGGCGGAGAUCUACAUCGGCUUGGCGGCGGUGUUUCGGAGGCUGGAUCUCGAGCUUUGGGAGACAGGAAGGGAGGCUGUGGAUAUGGCGAGGGAAUUUUUUGUGCCGAUGGCAGCGGAUGGCACGAAGGGAGUGAGGGUUGUUGUGAAAUAG
Penicillium chermesinum is the source of this 1482-nucleotide messenger RNA. RefSeq names its product cytochrome P450. NCBI's taxonomy places the organism in Eukaryota, Fungi, Ascomycota, Eurotiomycetes, Eurotiales, Aspergillaceae. The record is from RefSeq and is a predicted model, not a curated record. The transcript is spliced from 4 exons. Gene Ontology annotation, molecular function: iron ion binding; heme binding; monooxygenase activity.